AUGGAGCUCUUGCUCCUGCUAUACUGGCUUGGGGUGUUCCUGUCUUGUUCUGGACACAUCCAGGCUGAACACCCCCAAUAUCACACCACGCCAGAGGUGGUGAUACCCAAGAGAGUAACUGGCACUGCCAGAGGCAUGGAACCUCGAGGCUGGAUAUCCUACAGUCUCUACUUUGGAGGCCAGAGACACAUUGUCCACAUAAAAGCCAAGAAGCUUUUGUUGUCCAAACACCUACCAGUGUUUACCUACACAGACCAGGGGGCUCUCCUUGAGGAUCAGCCUUUUGUCCGGAAUGACUGCUACUACCAUGGUUAUGUGGAAGGGGACCCAGAAUCCUUGGUUUCUCUUAGUACCUGUUUUGGGGGCCUUCAAGGAAUAUUACAGAUAGAUGACUUUGCUUAUGAAAUAAAGCCCAUGGUGUUUUCUACCACAUUUGAACAUCUAGUCUACAAAAUGGACAGCGAAGAGACACAAUUUCCAACCAUGAGAUCUGGAUUUGUGCAAAAUGAGCUAGCAGGGCAGAUGGAAUUUGAAGAAAUGGAUGAUUUAACUCUGAAGCAAAGUUCUCCUGAGGGCUGGUGGAUCCAUUUUAGGCGUAUUGAAAUUGUAGUUGUGAUAGAUAAAUAUCUAUACAUUCGCUAUGGAAGAAAUGAAUCAAAGUUACUGGACGAUCUAUAUGUUAUUGUAAAUAUAGUAGAUUCCAUUAUUGAUGUAAUUGGUGUUAACGUGUUAUUAUUUGGUAUGGAGAUCUGGACGAAUAGAAACCCAAUUGUAGUAGACGACGUCAGGAAAUCUUCACGCCUAUUUUGCGAGUGGAAGUUGGAAAACAUUGUUCCUCGGAUACAACACGAUACUUCGCAUCUCUUCAUAAAUCGAGGAUUAAGAGGUUUAAGUGGCUUAGCUAUAUCUAGAAGCAUAUGCCAAGCACAAAGGAGUUGUGCAGUUGUAACCUUCAUGAACAAAACUCUGGGCAUUAGUGCAAUUGCGGUGGCUCAUCAUCUAGGUCAUAAUAUGGGCAUGAACCACGAUUAUUAUACAUGCAACUGUGCACAACGUAAGUGCAUAAUGCAUGAAGAUAACCCACCAACAACAAGAUUUAGCAAUUGUAGUCAUGCUUUUUUUUGGCAGUAUACUGUUGAGAAGACAACGUGUUUGUUCGAAAAUAUAUACACGGUGGACAUUUUUAACCGGACACGCUGUGGCAAUGGUGUUGUUGAAGAAAAAGAGGAGUGUGACUGUGGACCUUUAAAGAAUUGUGCAAAAGAUCCUUGUUGUAUGCCAAAUUGCACCCUGGUUGAUGGAGCUACUUGUGCUCAUGGACUUUGCUGCAAAAACUGCAAGUUUUUACCAUCAGGAGUAUUGUGUAGAAAGGAAAUCAAUAAAUGUGAUCUUCCAGAGUGGUGCAAUGGAACUUCCCAUAAGUGCCCAGAUGAUGUGUAUGUGGAAGAUGGAAUUCCCUGUAAUAUCAGUGCCUAUUGCUAUGAAAAGAGAUGUAAUGACCGCAAUGAACAUUGCAGGCAGAUUUUUGGCAGAGGGGCAAAGACUGCAAAUCAGACUUGCUACAAAAAAAUAAAUACCCUAGGUGAACGUAUAGGUCACUGUGGUAUCAAAGGUGCUACAUACAUAAAAUGCAAUAUCUCAGAUGUCCAGUGUGGAAGAAUUCAGUGUAAGAAUGUAAAAGAAAUUCCCUAUCUGAGUGAUCAUACUACUGUGCAUUGGGCUCACUUCAAUGAUGUCACAUGCUGGGGUACUGAUUACCAUUAUGGAAUGAAAGGACCUGAUAUAGGUGAAGUGAAAGAUGGCACAGAGUGUGGUACAGAUCAUAUCUGCAUCCAGAAGCACUGUGUCCAUAUAGCUAUCUUGGAUAGUAAUUGUUCACCUGCAUUUUGUAACAAGAGAGGCAUCUGCAACAAUAAGCAUCACUGCCAUUGCAACUAUCGGUGGGACCCUCCCAACUGCCUGUUAGAAGGCUAUGGAGGUAGUGUUGACAGUGGCCCACCCCCUAGGAGAAAGCAAAGAAAUAAAUUUUGCUACCUGUGUUUAUUGUUGCCUUUUGCUUUGUUUGUUUUAUGCUGUUGCCUGUGUAGGCUUUGUAAGAAAAAAAAACCUAUACCCAAUCAGCAAAAUGUCCAGACUCCAUCUGCAAAAGGAAAGGAAAAAAAUCAAAGUCAACCUGGCAGAUUGCCUGCCAAGCGUCAAAGUCAACCUGGCGGAUUGCCUUCCAAGAGUCAAAGUCAACUUGGCGGAUUGCCUUCCCAGAGUCAGCGUGGGAAACCAAAGCAAUCCGUACCAAUUUCAAAAACUGUAUCUCAAAAAAGUAUUCAUUAA
Molecule: messenger RNA, 2328 nt
Organism: Carlito syrichta (Philippine tarsier)
Lineage: Eukaryota; Metazoa; Chordata; Mammalia; Primates; Tarsiidae
Gene: ADAM29
Product: ADAM metallopeptidase domain 29
Exons: 1
Coding region: 1-2328 (775 amino acids)
Biological process (GO): male gonad development; proteolysis
Cellular component (GO): plasma membrane; sperm head plasma membrane; external side of plasma membrane
Molecular function (GO): metalloendopeptidase activity
Source: RefSeq, a predicted model, not a curated record